Molecule: messenger RNA, 9116 nt
Organism: Oryctolagus cuniculus (rabbit)
Lineage: Eukaryota; Metazoa; Chordata; Mammalia; Lagomorpha; Leporidae
Gene: PM20D2
Product: peptidase M20 domain containing 2
Molecular function (GO): dipeptidase activity
Source: RefSeq, a predicted model, not a curated record
GCCGGGGCUCGGGGAGGGCCUUCGGGAGUGCGCCCGGGGCUCGAUGGGCAGCUGCGCGCGUGCGAGGGUGCAGUAAGCAGCUACGAGCGAGCGAGCAAGCUAGCGGUGGGCUGCAGGUCGCUGGCUGGGGCACGAUGAGACCCGGAGAGGAGCGGCCCGUGGAGGGGGGCGCGUGCGUCGGCGUCUCGGAGCUGGAGCUGCUGAAGCUGCGCGCCGCGGAGCGCAUCGAAGAGGCGGCCGAGCGGCUGUGGGCCCUGAGCCGCGCCAUCUGGAGCGAGCCCGAGCUGGCCUACGAGGAGCACCAUGCCCACGGCGUCCUGACGCGCUUCUUCGAGCGCGAGCCGCCGGCCGCCUCCUGGGCGGUGCAGCCGCACUACCAGCUGCCCACGGCCUUCCGCGCCGAGUGGGAGUCGCCGGGCGGCCGCGCGCAGAGCGCCGCGCCGCGCCCGCUGCACCUGGGCUUCCUCUGCGAGUACGACGCGCUGCCCGGCAUCGGCCACGCCUGCGGCCACAACCUCAUCGCCGAGGUCGGGGCGGCGGCCGCGCUGGGCGUGAAGGGGGCCCUGGAGGGCCUCCCGGGAGCGUCUCCGCCGGUCAAGGUCAUUGUCCUGGGAACCCCUGCUGAAGAAGAUGGUGGUGGCAAAAUUGAUUUAAUUGAAGCAGGGGCCUUUAAAAACCUUGAUGUUGUUUUUAUGGCCCACCCAUCCCAGGAGAACGCUGCUUAUCUACCGGAUGUGGCUGAACACGACAUGACUGUGAAAUAUUAUGGAAAAGCGUCCCACGCUGCUGCUUACCCCUGGGAAGGAGUAAAUGCCUUAGAUGCAGCGGUUCUCGCCUACAACAACCUGUCUGUGCUAAGACAGCAAAUGAAACCAGCCUGGAGAACGCACGGUAUAAUAAAAAAUGGUGGUGUAAAACCCAAUAUCAUUCCCUGUUACUCUGAAUUAAUCUAUUACUUCCGUGCACCCUCAAUGAAAGAGCUUCAAGUUUUGACCAAAAAGGCAGAAGAUUGCUUCAGAGCUGCAGCUUUGGCUACAGGGUGCACAGUAGAAAUUAAAGGUGGAGCACAUGAUUAUUACAAUGUUCUUCCCAAUAAAAGCUUAUGGAAAGCUUAUAUUGAAAAUGGAAAAAAACUGGGAAUAGAUUUCAUUUCAGAAGAUGCAACUUUGAAUGGCCCUUCAGGAUCUACUGAUUUUGGAAAUGUGACUUUUGUGGUUCCUGGGAUUCAUCCCUAUUUUUACAUUGGAUCUGAUGCCUUGAACCAUACUGAGCAGUAUACCGCAGCUGCAGGAUCACAAGAAGCUCAAUUCUACACAUUGCGCACAGCCAAAGCACUGGCCAUGACUGCACUGGACGUUAUUUUUAAACCAGAGUUGCUGGAAAGAAUCCGAGAAGACUUUAAAUUGAAACUUCAGGAAGAACAGUUUUUAAAUAAAGUAGAAUGAGAGGAAGACUUAGGAGCCAUUUAUGAAUCAUUAAGAAGUGAUGAUUUUUUUUUCUUUAUAAUCUUUUUUUAAUGAAAGACGGCAUGCUUGGUUUUCAAUCUUAAAGGAGUUAAAUGCCUCUUUUCUAAUAAGUGAGGAUUGGAUGUGGAGAAAUUGUUACUCCCUUAUUCAAAAUGAAAAGUUUUGUAAAUCUCGACUUGAUGAGAUUGUGUGGGUAUUUCAGGAGCUGGUAUGGAAUGCCAUUUCUUAUACAAGCUGGAUGAUGCAAAGUUUACCAGUGGUUAUGUUUUAGGCACUUAUCUGCUAUCUAGGUAUAAGAGCUUUCAAGGCUUGUAGUCAGCAUUGACACCCAUGAAAGAGUUCUUGGUAUUCUCUUCUAAGUAGUUUUACAUUCAACUCCUACCUUUAGGGAGAGUUCAUGUGGAAAACCUGACCCUCUGUUUUGGUGUAGAGAGCAUCUGCAGGUGACUUUUAUUCAGAAAUGCUUGUGGGAAACAGCCAGGAAAUCAAGUACAAAGAGUCAGCUUUGGUUCUGGCGAUUUGAAGGGAACUGAGAACGUUCUUUGCUUUACAUGGAGGCUGACAACCCCAUGUGCGCAGUUGUACUUCCCGUGGCUUCAGUCAGCUAUAGUCAACUGCAGUCCUAAAAUGUUAAAUGGAAAAGAAUCUCAGGAAUCGACAGUCCUCAGUUGUAAAAGCUAUGCGCUGAUGUGAGUAGCAUGGUGACAUCUGACAGUCCUCCCCCACCCCACUCAGGCCACCAGUGAUCUCCGUGCUGCCUGCGCCACCUGCCUGUUAACCACAGGGUGGCCGUCUGGGUUAUCAGGCUGCAGCACAGCGCUUGCAGUCAAGUCACCCUUAUCUUACUUAAUCACGCCCGAAAGCGGAAGAGUGAUGCUGGCAGUUCAGAUACGCCAAAGGAAAGCCAUAGAGUGCGUCCUUUAAGUGAAAAGCUAGAAGUUUUCGGCUGAACAAGGAAAGGGAGAAAGAAUCCUCUACUGAGGUUGCCGAGAUGCCUGGUAAGAACAACUCUGUCUGUGAAAUUAUGCAGAAGGAAAGAGAAACUGGUGCUCAUUUUGCUGUCGGACUUCAAACUGCAGAAGUACAGCCACUGUGCAUAAUAAGUACUGAAAUCCAAGAUGGAAGAAGCAUUAGGUCGGUGUGCUUAUGUAUAGAAAAGAGCAGUAUACAUAAGGUUCACAGUUUCGGGCAUCGAGUGGUCAGUGUUGGACUGUGUCUCCUGUGGAUGAGGGAGGACCACUGUCAUGAGCUCUGAGAUGUGUUCAAGGAAUUCUUGAAUUAGGUCAUGGGAAAAAUUAUAGACUGGCAGGAUCGGCGUCUCCCUCUGAGCUAUUUGCAUUGUAACCCAGGAUGUCCUGGGAGGGUGAGAGAGAGAGAGAAGCACUGGCUGUGCUUUGAGCUCUGCUGUUUUGAAUCUUUAACAUCACACAACUGGUUUUCCCUGCCUUGCAGCUUUCUGGAGUCUUCUGCUGGGAAGCCAGACUGCCCAGCCUGGCUGGAUCAUGCUGUGAUUGGCUGAGUUUGGAAGACAGAAUGUGAGCCUCCUUAAGCCUCUUGCUAGCCCAGUAUUAAUUUAAAAUGAUGCAUUUUUCCUGAUUCUUAAUUUCAUGUGAAUUUCUUCGAGAUGGUAAGAGUGUGAGAAGUACUGGUAAAACCAAUGUUUUCAGCUGUGAAUAUAGUAAAGCUCUGUGUUUUGAGCUGUGACUAUUACAGUUUUAUUUUAGGGGGAAUUCGGAAAUGGGAGAGUAGGACUUCCAGGAAUGGAGAGGGUAGGAGAGGAACAGGAGCAAGUCCUUCGGGCCCUCUGAGUGUCCAGCUGGCUGUUUGGAGAAUAAGAUUCAAUCACUUAUCCCUUUAUCCCUUCAGUCCUCUGAAAUGUUUUGCCGAGCAGCUUGCCUUUUAAAAUACAGCCAGCUUGCUGAGAAUGAGUCGUUUUUACAUUUUUUUUUUUUUUUUUUUUUGACAGGCAGAGUGGACAGUGAGAGAGAGAGACAGAGAAAAAGGUCUUCCUUUGCCGUUGGUUCACCCUCCAAUGGCCGCCGCGGCCGGCGCACCGCGCUGAUCCGAUGGCAGGAACCAGGAGCCAGGUGCUUUUCCUGGUCUCCCAUGGGGUGCAGGGCCCAAGCACCUGGGCCAUCCUCCACUGCACUCCCUGGCCACAGCAGAGAGCUGGCCUGGAAGAGGGGCAACCGGGACAGAAUCCGGCGCCCCAACGUUUUUACAUUUUUAAAACAGGUCUAUUUGAAAGGCAGAGAGAGAGAUCAAAAAUCUUCUGUCUGCUAGUUCAUUCCCCAAAUGCCCACAACAGCAGGGCUGGGCCAUGCUGAAGCCUGGAGCUGGGAACUCCAUUCGGGUCUCCCAUUGGGGUGGCAGGGGCCCAAGCACUUGGGCCAGAUCUGCUGCUUCCCAGGGACAUGAGCAGGAAGCUAAGGCCGGACUUGAUUCCAGGCACUCAGACGUGGAAUGUGGUUAGUAUGGCACAACACCUACCUGCAGUGUUGUUUUGAAGGCACAGCGAUCGGGUGCUAUGACUAGCAUAACCUAAAAUAGUGUACUGGCUGGCUCUGUAUCAAAAACUUUGCUGGCUCCUAUUCUGUGUAACAAAACAAAACCUGAUUCUCUGACUUGCAACCUAUCAUCAGUUUUCCUAGGAUAAAACUUCAGGCCUCUGAAUGGAAAGCGCUGAGAAAGGGAUUUAGGCCACUGUGCCCUGACCGGUUGACUUUGAGCUGAUGGCGCCUGAGCCUUUUUGUCCUUCCUGGACUUUCUGGUGCUUAGAAAUGUGUUCCUUUUAGCACUGACCUCACCCAAGCAGACGGCUACCCGAGUGCCUUUAGCCUUUGCUCUUUGCAAGCCGGGCUUCUGAUGGUUCAUAUCGGUGUCUGGCACUUGGCACUCCAUGUCACCCUCCUCCGAUUAUUUAUACUCUGCGUUAGUCAGGGUUGGUGUCUGUUUCCUUCAGAAGGGGACAAAGGCAUCAGGAAAAGCUUCAGGCUAAGAAUUAGGUCUGAAACUUCUCAUUUAGUUAAGUGGAAUGAGUUUCCUAACUGCCAACUGUAUAAAUUUCUCAAAUACAAAUUCCUUAUACAGACUCUUAAGGAGUGCAAUUUUAUUUUCUGCAGCCUUGGUAAAAUUCUAGAACAAUGAUAACUGAACUUUCCAACACACGGAUACAGCCUGUGCUUUGUGAAGUGUCACAAGUUACAUCGCUCAUAAAAAGUGUUUGUGUUCUGUGUGUGUAUUAUUUAUUGUUGACGACUAACUAGAGAAAGUUCAAGGUUGACAUAUUCUGUUACCGGUUCACUGGCCCUCUGUUGAACAUUCUUGCAUGGAGGAACAAGAUGUGAAAUUGCAGCUGGGAGUGAGGUAAAGUCUGCACGAUUGCUCCCUGCUGUAACCCAGAGUGAGAAACCCGUCCCCACCUGCCACUAGGAUUCGGGUCACUUGAGCUUCUAUGAUAUUUCUCUUUCCAUUUUUAAAAAAUUUAGUCCGAGUAUGGCUUUACACAUUGGGAUGUGGUCAGGUUUAUCAUGUCGAGGACAAAGAUUGAGAACUGAUGAUCUUGAGUCUUCUCUUGAUAGAUCUAUCAGGAGGAGAACUUACUCUGCUAUUUUACAUUUAUUUUAACAGUUAUUUAAUAUAGUAGAGGUUUUUAGAGGCUCUUUCUUGCUUUAAUUGAACUGUAAAAAGGAUGAAUAAGUCCAUAAACACUGGAGUUUAUUCUGAAGUUCAGAGGAAGCAACCUUUGAGUUUCGGAGAGGGCUGCUUUUGUAAUGGUAAUUUUGCCUUUGAGAAUGAAGUUCUUUGUUCACUCUCCUAAGUGACUACUGAGUUGUCAUAAACAUGUGCACUCCGGGCGGGCGAGUUCCCCUCGUUGGUUGGUCUUCAGGAUUUGGAUACAGUGCUGGAGAUUCUGGAAGAGAAACGCUCGCCCGUAGGUGAACAGGAUGACUUUUAGGUGGGGACAGGUUCCAUUUAGCUCUGAUUCUUGAAUGAUGAAUGCUGAUCUUUAGGAGACUGAGAAAUGAACAGGGUUUUUUGAAAUUUAGAACUUUGUGUAUUGUUUUUGAAGGAGACAAAUUUUUCUCCCAGAAUUAGUUCAGAUGGGGACAUUUUAUUGUCACUUAACAAGUUUGGUGAUUACACAAGGAAUCUUCAAAAAGUUCAUGGACAGUGCACAUUAUCUUUUAAUUUCCAUUUCUGCAGGAGCUUUGUGAAGCACCCUCACAUUACCACCCCCCCCACUAGGUGGUAUAUUUAAAGCCAGUGCCUUUUUAAAAUAUGUAUGUAUGUGUGUAUUUUUCGUCUCUUGCAAUAUCUAGCAUAGUAGCUUACUUGUAAGUAUUUAGUGCUUUUUGAGCAUGUCCUCCUGCUGCCUUGUUUGGAAUCCUCCGAGUUUGAAAUAGCUCUGGGAACAGAUGGUGGUGCUUGGAUGAGUUUAAUUGUGUGGUUGUAGCCGUCUCUACAACUUGGAGAAUAGAAGCGGGCUAGGCUGACUUAGUGCAAAGUUUACAAUGAUACAGCUCUUGAAUCCUAGUUACAGUUUCUGACCUAAACUAGAGGUUCUGGCGGGGUUACUUGAGGUGGCCCUGUUCUUCUGGAAAGCAUUUUAUUAAAUGCCUUGACCACACCUUGUACCAAAAGCCUUUUCCUCAGACAUCAAUAGACUUUAAGAGGUAUAGUCUAAAUGAAUGAUUGAAACAUAAUACCAAAUGGAACAUUAUUUUUCUCUUGAGUGACCUGAUUUUGAAAGUAGGAGGCAAGCAUUUAGCUUGAUGGGUGACACACUGAUGAAGACGCCUGUGUCUAACAAAGCGGUGUCUGAGUUUGAUACCAAGUGCCCCUCCUGGCUUCAGCUUCCUGCUGCUGCAGACGCUGGGAGGCAACACGUGAAGACCUAGAUUAAGUUCCCGGCUCUGAGCUGCUCACUUCAGUCCAGUCUGUCCCAGCCCUGGCCACUCUGGGGUUUUUGGGAGUAAAACCACAGAUGGGAGCUGUUUUGGUCUCUCUCUGUGUCUGCCUGUCAAUUUUUUUAAAAGGGAAGCAAAGAGGCCCAUGCUGUGAUGUAGCAGGUAAAGCCGCCAUCUGCCAUACUGGUGUCCCAUGUGGGUGCCAGUUUGAGUCCCAGCUUGGGCCCCUGCACCCACAUGGGAGACCCGGAAGAAGCUCCUGGCUCCUGGCUUCAGAUUGAUGCAGCUCCGACUGUUGCAGCCAUCUAUGGAGUGAACCAGUGGAUGGAAGACUCUCUCUGCCUCUGCCUCUUCGUAACUCUGCCUUUCAAAUAAAAAUAAAUAAAUAAAAAAUAAAAAGGAAGCAGACCUGUAUAUGGGACCUCUAUAAAGCAAUCAAUUAUGUGGCAUGGGUUAAGUAUUUUUUGUUUCAAGUUGAAUAUUUCUUUUUCUUUCUGUUUUUUUUUUUUCAUUUUUUAAAGAAUGGCAUUGGGGCACAGCUGGUUGAGCUGCCCCUGUGACUCCAGCAUCCCAUAUUAAUAGCAGUUCAAGUCCCAGCUGCCCCACUUCCAAUCUAGCUCUUGGCUGAUAUGCCUGAGAAAGCAACAGUAAGUGGCGCAAGUAGUCGGGCCCCUGUCACACAUGGAGAGGACCUGGAUGGAGUUCCUGGCUUCAGCCUAGCCUAGACCUAGCUGUUGCAGCCAUUUGGGGAAUGAACCAGCAGAUGAAAGAUCUCUCUCCUUCUCCUUCUCCUUCUUUGUCUAUAACUCUGCCUUUCAAAUGAAAAAUAAAUCUCUAAAAAAAUUUUUAAAAAUUAUUUGAAAGGCAAGUGACAGAGAAAGAGAGAGAGAAAGAAAGAAAGAAAUUGAUCUUCUAUUAUGCUUGUUCACUCCCCAAAUGGCUGCAAUGGCCAGGGCUGGGCCAGGCUGAAACCAGGAACCAGGAACUCCAUCCAGGUCUCUCAUAUGGUAGUAGGGGCCCAAGCACUUGCACCAUCUUCUGCUGUUUUCCCAGGCGCUGGAAUUGGAACCAGCACUCUGAAAUGGGAUAUCGGCGUCGCAAGUGGUGGCGUAACCCCUAAGCUACCCCAUUGGCCCUGGGUUGAGUAUUUCUUAUCCAAAAUGCUUGGGACCAGAUGUCUUUCAGUUUUUGACUUUAGAAUAUUUGCAUAUGCAUAAUGAGAUACAUUGGGGGUGUAACCCAAAUGUUUAUAAACACGAAAUUCAUUUAUGUUAUAUAAUGAAUGUUAUAUAACCUAAAGAUAGUUGUAUACAAAAUUUUUAGUAUGUAUAUUGAUUUGUUUUGUUUCACUUUGUUUUGCAUGUUUGUUUUCAUUUUUUCUGAAAGAGAUCCAUUUGCUGAUUUAUUCCCUAAAUGCCUGCCAUAGCCAGGUUAGACCAGGCCGAGGCCAAGAGCCAGAGCUCAGGGUCACCCACGUAGGACAGGGACUCAAGCGCUGGAGCCGUGACCUGCUGCCCCCCAGGGCGUGCGUUUCCAGGAGGCUGGGUCAGAGGCAGAGGAGCCACUCAGACUUGGCACUUCCAUCUGGAAUGUAGGCAUCCAAGCAGCGUCUUAACCACUGUGCCGAAUGCUUGCCCCACUACACGUGCAUUUUGACGGUACCAGGCCACAUGAGGUCAGGUGUGGAUUUUCUACUUGGGGUAUCCUGCUGGCACUCAAAGAGUUUCAGAGUUUUAAGCAUUUCAGGUGUUCUGAUUAGAGAUACUCAAGCUGUACAAUCAAUUCCUAAAUUGUUACAUACCACGCAGGAUUGAGUUUGCCUGGUGUAUAACUUGCCUUUUCAGAGUUUUGGACUGCCCUUUAGUUUUAACAAAUUCCCUAUAUUAUGUGAAUCACUUAGGAAAUGUUUCCCUUUUAAGUCUCUUCAUAUUGCUUGUAAGAGCGAGGGUAUCCAGUGUAAACUGAAACAUAUGUGUUUAUGAAUACUUGUAUAACCUUGUGUGUUUUGAUUACUCACAAUCCCCCAAAGGACUCUUAUUUGUUGUUGAUAGUUAUGUGGACAUUUUAGCUGUUACAGUUCCAGCAUUUGAGUUCAAAUGAACAUUUGUUGAGGGGUCCCUUUUGGUAAGCAGUGGUUGUAAAAAGAAGAGUAAGACAUGGUCCAUGCUCCCAAAAGCCUGUUGGUGGUGGUCAAGUUCUCGGAUAAUUAUUUUAUUUGUGCAACACUAGGAUUGAGGGAACAUCUGAAAGCUACUGUCUUGGAAGUUUUUCUAAAAUAUUUAAAAAUACCUGAAUCACUGCAAUCUGUGUGGAUAAAAAAAAUGAUGUAAAAGUCUUAAAGAAUGAUUAUCUAAUUUUAUAAUAUGUUCUUUUUGAAAAAACCUUUCUGACAAUCAGCUUGUGUUUUAUACAUUUCCAACUUUUUACCUGAAGUGCUUCUUUAGUCUUUUGGAAAAUAUCCUACAUAGUACUGGCCUCCAAACUCUCAAAGUGAAUUUUUGUUGUAAGAUAAAUGAUCUUAACGCUAUAAGACUGUAAGGUACGAUACACAGCCUUAUUUUUUUUUCCUAUAACUUCAGCAGCACUGUGUAGUCCAGUUAUAUACUUGAGGAUGCUACAUUUUGAUGUCUGUGAAGUUAAUAUUGGUAAGCAGUCUCUACCAGCAUCAGACUAUAUUUUAAUAGAUACAUUUUACAGUGUAUGAAAAAACUCAAAUUCUAAUAAAGGUUAUCUAACAACA